AAACCGGGUCCAUUUAUAACUCUUUGCGGUCCAAUAAAACAGAUAUCAUCAAUUUAUAUCUCAUGUACUUAAAGUUGUAUAUUAAUUCCAAAGGUAAUCACAAAAAUAUUAAAAGUGGAAAAUCAUCAUAUAUUUUCCUACUAAUUAUGUUGAUAUAAGAAUAUUAAACUAUUUGAUUAAAAAAAUAUUAAACAGAGAGCAAACAAAAAAAAAGUUUUAAAAAUAAAAGCCAUACCAACUCGAACAAGGUAUAAAAGGCGAAUAUAACGAUAAAAUUGAAAAAAAUGAGUUUAGGGCUAAAAUAUCGAAAAAAAAAAUUCUAUAAAUUACAGUGAAAAAUAAUAAAAUAUGAUAUGCUAAUUGGUUGUACCAAACUGUACAAACAAUAAAUGCAGUCAAGGAGUUCCCCUCAGAGUGACAACUGAAGCAAAGAAGCCAAAAGAAUAGCUACUCGUUUACACCAAAAACGUGAAUCUCUGUGUCGAUAAUCCCCAGAAACCCACACCUACUGUGUGAAUACACGUCAACAGCUUCAGUCCCCGUAAAAAUUUACCAUGUCGCCGUCCGGCAACGAUUCUACUGUUGCCGGCGACGGUUGUUUAUGCGAAGACGGCGGCGAUGGACGGAAAAAGUGUCAACAAUGCGAACGAAAGUCAAAGAAGAGUGGUCUUACAUCGUCUUCGUCUUCGUAUGCUUUGCUUAGCUUCGAUUCGUUUCCGGUUGAAGAUUAUGAUAAGCGGUGGAGGAUCUUCACUGCCUCUGUGAAAGGAUUUGCCAUUGGAGCUGGUAUUAAAGGCGGCUUAUCGCUCUUCGCAAUCCUUGCUCGAUUGCGGCGUCGACGAUCGUUAUCUUCUGCUAAGAAGGUGCACAUGGCUUCAGGUGGUGAAGAUUUAAUUUUAGCAGUAAAAGAAACACUGAGAUAUGGUCUCUUCCUUGGCACUUUUGCUGGGACAUUUGUGUCUGUUGAUGAACUUAUAGCUGCUUUAGGAGGACAUAGAAGAACAGCAAGAUGGAGGGCUUUAUUAGCAGGAGCAAUAGCUGGACCUUCAAUGCUCCUUACAGGAUUCAACACACAACACACAAGUUUAGCUGUUUAUAUUCUCAUGCGUGCAGCUGUUCUUGCUUCACGUUGUGGAAUCAAAAGCAAACGAUUUGGCCGAAUUUGUAAACCUCUCACGUGGGCCCACGGAGAUCUUUUCCUAAUGUGUCUCUCAUCUACCCAAAUUCUGUGUGCAUACAUCUUAAAGCAAGACAGUUUACCUCAAUCAUACAAAUCUUUUCUCAAUAAACAUGGUGGAAAAGACCCAAUUAUCCUUCAGGGUAUUAGAGAUAUUGCUUGUGGUAUGCCUUUUACUAAUCUAGAUCAAAUACAGAAGUACUACAAGAGUACAGGUGUUGAUGUAGUGCUUGAUCCCCAAAUGAAAGUUCCUUGUUCGAUUAUACAUGAAAAUCAAUCAUGUAGUUGGCAUGCGAUUUCUUUCUUUAUUCAAGCAUAUAAAAGAGCAAUACCUGUUUAUCUUCCAGUUUAUUUGAUUCCUGCACUUAUAGUACAUCGUCAAGGACUUGCAAUUCGGCCUUUCACAAUAUUGGCUAAAGGUCUUUUUGGUACUGCAAGAUCCAGCCUGUUUCUCUCCACAUACUGUACUUCAGCCUGGGUUUGGACAUGCUUCCUCUUCAGACUUUUCAAGAGAUGUAAUGUCGCCAUGCUGGCAUUGGGCACGUUUCCAACGGGUUUAGGAUUGGCAAUUGAGAAGAAGAGCAGAAGAAUAGAAAUCUCACUCUACUGUCUAGCACGAGCAAUCGAGAGCUUUUUCACAACAAUGUCUGAAAUUGGAUACAUGCCACAUUUAAAGAAUUUAAAAAGAGUUGAUGUGUUGAUUUUUAGCUUAUCAACAGCAAUCAUAAUGCAUUGUUAUGCGAUUGAAAGAGAUGUUUUUCGUUCAAAGUACUUGAAUGUGCUUGAUUGGGUGUUUGGUGUGCCUCUUCCUCCAUAUGACACCACCCCACGAAAAAACAGGAAUGAAACCAUGGACUGAAGUGAAGAAGAUGUUUGUGUUAAGAAGGUUAAUGACACUAUUUCACAUUUUUGUAUUUGCUCUAGUUGUGUUCAAUAGAAUAUAAUAAACUUCAAUUCUUUUUUUUUUUUUUUUUUAAUGUU
Molecule: messenger RNA, 2158 nt
Organism: Lactuca saligna
Lineage: Eukaryota; Viridiplantae; Streptophyta; Magnoliopsida; Asterales; Asteraceae
Source: the annotation of a GenBank genome assembly